Hordeum vulgare subsp. vulgare (domesticated barley) is the source of this 702-nucleotide messenger RNA. RefSeq lists its product as uncharacterized. The record is from RefSeq and is a predicted model, not a curated record. The transcript has 2 exons. NCBI's taxonomy places the organism in Eukaryota, Viridiplantae, Streptophyta, Magnoliopsida, Poales, Poaceae. The coding region runs from base 171 to 413 and encodes 80 amino acids.
AGGAUGCCGCUGGCCGCCAGUUGGGUCGCUGCGGCCUCUUCAUAUCACGCACAGCAACGGCCCUCUGCCUUGCGCUGCAGCAGCUAGCUGCCCUUCAUUGUCGUCGUGCCGUGCCCCUGCCUGUACCUCCCUCUCCCCCGCGCGCGCUCCUCCAGCCUAGUGAGGGAUAGAUGGCGCCGACGUACCGGCCCUACGCCGGCGAGUACGGGGCGGUGGAGCGGAAGGUGGCGGGGGCGCGGUGGGCGGCGUCGGCGUCGUCGGUGGCGUGGUUCGUGGGGGACCAGGCGGAGAUGAAGCGGCGGGGGAGGGUGGCCGGCUACAAGGCCUACGCCGUGGAGGGCAAGGUGAAGGCGUCCCUCCGCAGGGGCCUCCGCUGGAUCAAGGCCAAGUGCUCCCACAUCGUCCACCGCUAGCCCGGCCAUCUCCUUCCUUCUUCCUGUCUUGCAGGUGCGCCCUUGUUAGCCGGAGACGGACGAUGGGUGGACGGUGGUGGUCACGACGGAUGCGCGAGGGAUGCAGCCAAGAGACGGACGGAGUCAUCGACCAUUCCUUGCGAGUAGAUUAGUCAGUAGUGUAAGUCUGUAAGAGAGAGAUCAUCAUGCAUGGGUCCUUUUCUUCUUCUUCUUCUUCUUCUAGUUUUUCUGUUGUCGAGAGCGGGAGAAUGUUUGUUUCCGGGGUAUCAAGCAAAGUUGGCCGGCAUCA